Neurospora tetrasperma FGSC 2508 is the source of this 447-nucleotide messenger RNA. RefSeq lists its product as uncharacterized. The record is from RefSeq and is a predicted model, not a curated record. The transcript has a single exon. The coding region runs from base 205 to 384 and encodes 59 amino acids. NCBI's taxonomy places the organism in Eukaryota, Fungi, Ascomycota, Sordariomycetes, Sordariales, Sordariaceae.
GACAAUUUCACUCCAUCCCCCUCUCGCAUCUGUUCUAUUUUCCCGUAAUUUCCCUACCUGUUUGUUAGAUGUGAGCGAGACCUCUUUUUCCGUUUCCCUCUUCAGUCUAUCUGUUCCUGGUCACUAAGCAUGUGCGAGCAAGCGAGCAACAUUUGGCGAGUAAGCGAGUAAGCAAUGCUUAGUAUAUGAGCGAGUUGUCAUUAAAUGUCUUUGAAGGGCGGCUAUUUGCGUUAUCACAGGUUUGUGGGAGGGGUGGGAGUGGUGAAGCGAGAUACCCAGAGCGAUGCUGUUAGUGAAUGGGUCUGGUGUUGGCUGCUGAGUGAAGAUGGUUCACUCUGUCAGCUCGAAAUGAAAAGGGAGAUGCUUCAGAGCGGAGGUAAAUAAAUGAGCUUAGCGUGUAGUGCAUUUCUAGUUUGUAAUACUUCAGAUGAACUGUCUUCAGUUGAA